Molecule: messenger RNA, 570 nt
Organism: Lathyrus oleraceus (garden pea)
Lineage: Eukaryota; Viridiplantae; Streptophyta; Magnoliopsida; Fabales; Fabaceae
Product: subtilisin-like protease SBT4.8
Exons: 2
Coding region: 1-570 (189 amino acids)
Biological process (GO): proteolysis
Molecular function (GO): serine-type endopeptidase activity
Source: RefSeq, a predicted model, not a curated record
AUGAAGAAGGGAAUACUCAUGUCACAUUCUGCAGGAAACUCUGGUUCUGACGUGAGUACUACUUCGAGUGUAGCACCUUGGUUAUUUAGUGUUGCACCAACUACCAUAGAUCGCAAGUUCAUUAGUAAUCUCCUUCUUGGAAAUGGAAAAAAUUUCAUUGGUAGUUCAGUUAGUACUUUCCCUUCAAAUGACACAAAAAUUCCAAUAGCUGAGGGUAUUUUCUCAGACGACUUAGAUAAAACAUUGGUUAAAGGUAAGAAGAUUAUAAGUGGUGCAUAUGGUAUAGUCUCAAAUGUGUCUCUAAAUGACAUGGCUUUUGUGUCUGUGAAUAUGCAGCAAAACAAGUGCAACAACAUUCACAAACAACUAUCAGUUGGCAACGCAUGGCAAAACAAGGGAAUAACAGAACCCAUAGCAGAGUUUGGAUCACAAAAGGUUCAACAUGUCAUGGUAUCACACUUGAACUGCCAUUUACCUACAACUGCAAGUUACCUUGCACCUAAGCCAAAUGAAGAACAUGUCAUAAACAAAACUUCAAAGCCAAAUCCAGUGAAGGUCAACCUGCUAUAA